AUGGCGCUGCGCUCCCAACCGCCGGCGCAGGCGACGGGCUUCCGCUUCCCGUCGCGAUGGCGCGGCCCGGGGCAGCGCGGCGCCUGUAGCUGCUCGGCCCGCCUCCCCUUCUCCUUCCCCCCGUCGCUUAUGGCGGCCCCGCACCCCGAGAAGCUGGAGGGCGGAGUCGGCCCCGCCCCGCCGCCCCCGGGCCCGCCGCCUCCGCCGCCACCCCCGCCGGGCAGCCUCUCCGCAGGCCCGGGCCGCAAGCAGGGCAAGGCCGGCCUUCAAAUGAAGAGUCCCGAAAAGAAACGCCGGAAGUCCAACACACAGGGCCCCGCUUAUUCCCACCUCUCGGAGUUUGCCCCACCGCCGACCCCCAUGGUCGACCACCUGGUGGCCUCCAACCCCUUUGAGGAUGACUUCGGGGCUCCCAAAGUCAGUUCGGUCUCCGCCCCUUUCCUCGGCAACCCCGGACCUUUUGGGAACUUCCGCAUGCAAGGGGCCAUGGGCCCCCAGGUCCCUCCUGGAUACGGGGGAGGCCCCCAGCCCAUGCGGAGGCAGCCUCCCCCCUUCGGCCCUGGCCAGAUGGGCCCAGCGUUCAACAUGCCCCCCCAGAACGCUGGUUACGUUCAGCCCGGUGGGAUGGGCUUUGGCGGGCAGCCCUUUGGGCAGCCCCUGGGGCAGAACUUCAGCCCCCCUGGCAGCCAGCUCAUGCAAGGACCAAUGGGGGGCUUUGGCCCCAUGAUCUCCCCCACCAUGGGGCAGCCCCCACGAGGAGGAGACGUGGGCCCGGGGCCCGGCCUCAACCCUGCUGGGGGUCCUCCGAUGGCCCAGCGCUUCAGCCAGCCAGCAAAUCUUUUCGGACAGUCACCAAUGCCGCGCCCCAACCAGAAUCUCCCCACCCUCCCACCCAAUCCAAGCCCCUUUCCUGGGCCCGACCCGGGCUUCCCUCCUAGCGGUGAAGACAACGGAGGCGGCAAGCCCCUCAACCCCCCCUCCAACACCUUCAGUCAGGAGCAGCACACAGGCUCGCCGGCAGCCGUGAACGGCACCCAGCCAACGUUUGCGCCCAACAACACAGGGCACGGCGGCACAGGCACUCCCGAGGCCAACAGCCUCCCCCCUCCUCCCGGCAAGACCGCCGGCAAUUCUGGCCAUCAGCCGCCCCCUGGACUGGUGUACCCCUGCGGAGUCUGCCGCAGCGAGGUGAACGACGACCAGGACGCCAUCUUGUGCGAGGCCUCGUGCCAGAAGUGGUUCCACCGGGAGUGCACGGGCAUGACGGAGAACGCCUACGGGCUGCUGACCACCGAGGCCUCAGCGGUGUGGGCCUGCGACUACUGCCUCAAGACCAAGGAGAUACAGUCGGUCUACAUCCGGGAAGGCCUGGGGCAACUGGUGGCUGCCAACGAUGGCUGAGCAGCAGCGGGUGAGCAGUGGACAGGUGGUGCCAUGAGCUACCCUUGGCAGAGACGGUGGCACCUCAGAUUUUAUACCACUAGACUCUCCUGGGCUCAGAUUGGGCCACGAACCCAUGCGCGCACACACACGGAUUAUGAGCAGCUCGUCUGUGGGGGGAGACACAAACCGUGACUUCACUGGUUGGCCAGAAGAGCCCCUUCCUCAUGAGACUGGUGGAAAUCAAAGCAGAGACCCCGUUCGUUUAUAGAAUCCUUGUACCCUUCGGAACCAGGGGUGGGGUGGGGCUGUUCUCAUCGCAGCGAGCAGCUUUGAUUCCCCCAAACCUCUUUUGUCCUGGAUAACAUUGCGAGCGGGUGGUUUCGUAGCAGAUCUGCGUGGAUGAUCCACAGUGUAGCAUUCAUAACAUUCCUGUCCGGAGCAGCCAGCCUGUGCCCAGGGAUCCAUCUCCGUCGUUCCAAGCAGCGGCCGGACUUUGUGUCCCGGGGCAGCCCUCUGCUCUCAUCCCUCGCCCACACGAAGUUGGAUGGUUUUGCGGAAAGUUGCUAGCAUUCUUCUGAUUCUCUCUGAGCCGCUGCGGCGUGAUGCUCGGGGAGCUGGCAGGGUGGGAGCAGCCAGUCACAAUCGCUGCCGUCAAAGUUUUGACCACUUCUGCACUGAUGUGUCGGGUCUUUGUCCUGUCUGGUUCUUCCAAAGAGGAGGAGGGUCCAGUUCCAGAACUCAGCUUGGUUCCUGCUGGUGCUGAUUUAUCCUCCGACACACAUUUUUAAGAGUUUUGUCAGCUGCAACUCACCCAAGCGGGACUAUUUGGGGGGACGUGUCAAGUCGGCCAUCAGAAGGUUUUGCCCCAGAGCUUUUGGGAAACAGCUUCAUGUGGGAGGACGGACAACUCUUGCCCGAAAGACUCUUGCCGGGCCAGGCAUUCAAACACAGCCAUGCAGGAGGAACUCCUGGGAUUUUUUAAAUGUUUGUUUUUUAAAAAUCUUUUGAUGUUUUGAUGGAUCUCCCCAGCCCUGGCUUUUAUUUUUUUAUUUUUUUAUUUUGGUCAAGUGAUUACUGGUGUGAUUUUUGUUUAAAAAAAUAUUUUUUAAUUCUUCUGGAACUUUUGACAGCAAAAUAAUUUGGCCAUGGAGGGUGGGAUGGGACGGAUGGGGUAUAGUUUGGUCCAUAUACAUGAGAACUUCCCACUUUUUGUUUUUAUGUGUGAUCAUUAAAAGG
Molecule: messenger RNA, 2619 nt
Organism: Eublepharis macularius
Lineage: Eukaryota; Metazoa; Chordata; Lepidosauria; Squamata; Eublepharidae
Gene: PYGO2
Product: pygopus family PHD finger 2
Exons: 3
Coding region: 1-1401 (466 amino acids)
Biological process (GO): spermatid nucleus differentiation; kidney development
Source: RefSeq, a predicted model, not a curated record